This is a messenger RNA of Echinops telfairi (small Madagascar hedgehog), 4719 nucleotides long. It is a transcript of the gene ARHGAP29, whose product is annotated as Rho GTPase activating protein 29. Gene Ontology annotation, cellular component: cytoplasm. Gene Ontology annotation, molecular function: GTPase activator activity. Gene Ontology annotation, biological process: activation of GTPase activity; signal transduction. The transcript has 22 exons. Lineage: Eukaryota; Metazoa; Chordata; Mammalia; Afrosoricida; Tenrecidae. The record is from RefSeq and is a predicted model, not a curated record. Bases 14 to 3796 code for a protein of 1260 amino acids.
GUUAUAGGAAAGGAUGCUUGCUCACAAACAGAAAAAGACAAAGAAAAAACGUGUUUUGGCAUCAGGCCAAGUCUCUACUGAUGUUACAGCUUCUGCAAUGGGGCUCAAGUCCGUAAGUUCCAACUCCAUUUUUGAUCCGGAUUACAUCCAGGAGUUGGUGAAUGAUAUCAGGAAGUUCUCCCACGUGUUACUCUAUUUGAAAGAAGCUAUUCUUUCAGACUGCUUUAAAGAAGUUAUUCAUAUACGCCUGGAUGAACUUCUCCGUGUUUUAAAGUCUGUAAUGAAUAAGCAUCAGAACCUCAAUUCCAUUGAUCUUCAAAAUGCUGCCGAAAUGCUUAUUGCAAAAGUAAAAGCUGUGAACUUCACAGAAGUGAAUGAAGAAAAUAAAAACGAUCUCUUCCGAGAAGUGUUUUCUUCCAUCGAAGAAUUAGCGUUUACCUUUGGGAAUAUCCUAACAAACUUCCUUAUGGGAGAUGUAGGCAAUGAUUCAUUAUUGCGACUUCCUGUGUCUCGGGAAAGUAAGUCCUUUGAAACCACUUCUGAGGGAUCAGUGGACUCAUCCCAUGAAAAAGGAAGUUUAUCUCCUAUAGAACUCGACAACGUGCUAUUGAAGCACACAGACUCUGUAGAAUUGGCUCUGUCAUAUGCCAAAACGUGGUCUAAAUACACCAAGAAUAUUGUCUCAUGGGUUGAGAAAAAGCUUAAUUUGGACCUGGAGUCCACCAGAAAUAUUAUCAAGUUGGCAGAGACAACUAGAACUAACAUUGGACUACAGGAGUUCAUGCCACUGCAGGCGCUCUUCACCAGUGCACUGCACAAGGACAUAGAGAACAGCCGCCUCGUACAAGAGACGCUUGCAGCCCUCCAAGCCAACAAAUUUAUACAGCCUUUACUUGGGAGGAAAAAUGAAAUGGAGAAACAAAGGAAAGAAAUGAAAGAACUUUGGAAACAGGAACAGAAUAAAAUGCUGGAAACAGAGACUGCCCUUAAAAAGGCAAAAUUGUUAUGCAUGCAACGUCAAGAUGAGUACGAAAAAGCAAAAUCGUCCAUGUUCCGGGCAGAAGAGGAGCACCUGGGCUCAAGUGGAGGAUUAGUGAAAAAUCUCAAGCAACUAGAAAAAAAACGAAAGCUGGAAGAGGAGGCUCUUCAAAAAGUAGAAGAAGCAAAUGAAUUUUACAAAGUUUGUGUGACAAAUGUUGAGGAACGACGCAAUGAUCUAGAGAAUACUAAGAGAGAAAUUUUAGCACAGCUCCGGACACUUGUUUUCCAGUGUGAUCUUACCCUUAAAGCUGUAACAGUUAACCUUUUCCAGAUGCAGCACCUGCAGGCUGCUUCCCUCGCAAAUAAUUUACAGUCUCUCUGUGACAGUGCCAAACUCUAUGACCCCGGCCAGGAGUACAGUGAAUUUGUGAAGGCCACAAACUCAACUGAAGAAGAGAAAGUCGAUGGGAAUAUAAGCAAACAGCUAACAAACAGCCCCCAGACUUCCAGAUUUGGACCUGCGGACUCUUUAGAAGACGUUGUGCGCCUUCCCGGCAGUUCUAAUAAAAUUGAAGAGGACAGAUGUUCUAACAGUGCAGAUAUAACAGGUCCCACUUCUGUAAGGCCCUGGACGUCGGGCAUGUUCAGUGACUCAGAGAGUACUGGCGGGAGCAGCGAGUCCCGCUCUCUGGAUUCAGAAUCUAUAAGUCCAGGAGACUUUCAUCGAAAACUUCCACGAACCCCAUCUAGUGGGACCAUGUCGUCUGCAGAUGAUCUGGAUGAAAGAGAGCCGCCGUCCCCUUCCGAAGCUGGACCCAGUUCUCUUGGAGGAUUUAAAAAAACAUUGAUGUCAAAAGCGGCUCUCACUCAUAAGUUUCGCAAGUUGAGAUCCCCCACAAAAUGCAGGGAUUGUGAAAGCAUCGUUGUGUUCCAAGGCGUGGAAUGCGAAGAGUGUCUCCUUGUUUGUCACCGAAAGUGUUUGGAAAAUUUAGUCAUCAUUUGUGGUCAUCAGAAACUUCUGGGGAAAAUAAACUUAUUUGGAGUAGAAUUCACACAAGUUGCAAAAAAGGAACCAGAUGGCAUCCCUUUUAUACUCAAAAUAUGUGCCUCAGAAAUUGAAAAUAGAGCCUUAUGUCUUCAGGGAAUUUAUCGUGUAUCUGGAAACAAAAUAAAAACUGAAAAACUGUGCCAAGCUUUGGAAAAUGGAAUGCACUUGGUGGACAUUUCAGAAUUUAGCUCACAUGAUAUCUGUGAAGUCUUAAAAGCAUACCUUCGACAGCUCCCAGAGCCCUUUAUUUUAUUUCGAUUAUACAAGGAAUGUAUAGACCUUGCAAAAGAGCUGCAGCAUAUAAAUGAAGAACACGAGACCAAGAAGAAUGGCCCCGAGGACAAAAAAUGCGCCAAUACCUGUAUAGAAAUAAACCGAAUUCUUCUCAAAAGCAAGGACCUUUUAAGACAAUUACCAGCAUCGAAUUUGAACAGUCUCCAUUACCUCAUCGUCCAUCUUAAACGGGUAGUAGACCACGCUGAAGAAAACAAGAUGACCUCCAAAAACCUGGGGUUGAUAUUUGGGCCGUGUCUCAUUAGGCCGAGACCCACCACUGCCCCUGUCACCAUCUCCUCCCUUACGGAGUACUCCCAUCAAGCCCGGAUCGUGGAGUUCCUCAUUGCGCACUCACAGAAGAUCUUUGAUGGGUCCCUGCAGCCGCAGGAUGGAGUUGCGGGCAGUCCGGGUGUGGCCGGACCUCAUCUUGACCAGGGCGGUCCGCCGAAACCUGUGCUGUCACCAGAGGAAAGGGACCUGGAAUAUCCCAUGAAGUCACUGUUUUUCUCCUCAAAGGAAGAUAUUCACACUGCAGAUAGUGAAAGCAAGGUUUUGGAACGAAUUACGUCACUUGAAGAAUCGGAACACAAGCAGACUGCAUCAGAAAAAGGCACCGAUGACAAAGCUCGUUUGCUACUAGACCAUGUGCUUGAGGCAGCAUCCGAGAAAGUGGAAAAUGUGCGUAAAUCUCCUAAUCCACUUAUUCUGAAGGCUCAUUGGGAACCAAGCAAUUUUGAGAGGCACACUCGAAGGACCAAGGUAAUGGUUAGGCCUGUAAGCUUGCCCGUAGACAAACUCCUCCUGGCAAGCCUUCCCAGCGAGAGGAAUGGCAGAUACAUGGGGAUUGUCCAUUCAGACCGGUUUUACAAGAAUCCUGCCCUUGAAGGAGUUAAUAGAAAAGACACACCUGUGUGUUCCAACACGGAUGGCAGUGACUUGCAAACUGUACAAAAAAGUUGGACCAAAAGGUAUGAGCAGUCUGACCCGACUGCAAGGACUGUGCCCAGCACAGCGCAGGAAAAAGGCAUGACGACCAGCAGGAGGACUAGUAGGGACCAUUUGGUCAGCGCCACCCAGCCCAGUAAGCCAUCUGCGGAGCCCAGCAGGUCAGCCAGAGAGGUGCUGGAAAGACGGUCCUCGGAUUCCAACCCUCUUGCUCCUGUCAGAGCGCCCCGGACUCUGCAGCCCCAGCACUGGACAACGUUCUAUAAACCCCGGACUCCUGGGAGCAGUCUGAAGGGGAGUGAAGAGAGACCAUCCUCUCCCGCCCCAGCACUGCCUCCUGGCCCAACACCUGCUCCCCAGAGCCCCACGGUGCAGUCAAAAUCACUGCCAGACGCGGCCACCAGUGCUGAGCAGCCUGUAGGCAAGCCCUGCUCGAACUCGGGGAGUCCCGCCCCGCCCGACGUGAACCCAACCUGUCAGAGGCCAAGGCUAAAACGAAUGCAGCAGUUUGAAGACCUGGAAGACGAAAGCCCGCAGUUUGUGUAGGGGUUGCCAAAAAUCAGGUUUUCUUUUCUUUUGGUUCUGUUUUGUUGUAUUGUGUGUGUGUGUGUGUGUUGUUGUUUUUUUUGAAAGAAUGUUCAACGGGGCCAUUUUUGUAUAGGAUUGCCAAACUGUGGAUUUUUUAAUUAUUAUUAUUAUUGUAUUUUGUUACCCUGUGUUGGUUAUACUGAAUGGUAGAAUGUUUGGGUAGGGUCACAUUUGUGCCUCACUGAAGUUAUACCUUUGAAUUCUGUACUUUUGAACUUGUGAAUAAAAUAGGUGGAUUCAUAUAUUUCAAAGGUCAGUUGAUUGUUCCCCGUGAAAUGGUCCAUUUAAAUGCAUCCUUAAUAUAUAGUCUAGUUCUCACCGACUAGGUGCACUUGGGGAAAGUCAGCAAUAUUUUUGAGGUGAAGCUGAGUGUUUAUUUAUGGGCGGAGUGUUUCUGAAUGUGUGUCCUGAUUGUCCCCCAGACACCGUCCUGCUGCGGCGCGUCUGUUACCACUGGCGCUUUGUUGUAUCGCAAGCUUCUCUUCCCCAGUUGGCAGUUCACCAUGUCACUUCCUAACAUUCACUUGUUGGUCAGAAAGCUUGCAAAUCUGUAUUUAAUUGCAUUUAAUGAAGUGCCAAUUUUAACAUAUUGUCAGUUGUACAAAGAAAAUGCACUUAAACUUGUUUCCAAAUUGUACAGUUCGGUCAUGUCUUAUUUGGCUUUAGAUGGUUUUAAAACAUUUGCUAGUUUAUUUCUCACCCCUUGAGUUUUGUUCAACAUAAACAUUUUGUUUUUCAGCAAUUCUGAACUUUGCGGUAUUUUAUGUAAUGGUCCAAAAAUGCCUAUUUCAGAAGUUUUUAAAUUCAAUACAUUUCUUCUUAAUAUUGUAUGGUUUUGUUUUUAACCAUUUUCUUUUGUAUUAAAUGUUUUCACUCAUAAA